Candidozyma duobushaemuli is the source of this 636-nucleotide messenger RNA. RefSeq lists its product as uncharacterized. Gene Ontology annotation, biological process: mitochondrial respiratory chain complex I assembly; mitochondrial electron transport, NADH to ubiquinone. Gene Ontology annotation, molecular function: NADH dehydrogenase activity; 4 iron, 4 sulfur cluster binding. Gene Ontology annotation, cellular component: membrane. NCBI's taxonomy places the organism in Eukaryota, Fungi, Ascomycota, Pichiomycetes, Serinales, Metschnikowiaceae. The transcript has 2 exons. Bases 1 to 636 code for a protein of 211 amino acids. The record is from RefSeq and is a predicted model, not a curated record.
AUGCUUUCGUUGGUUUCCAGAACAACGUUACGUGGUAUUGCCACGUCGGCCAGACUCGCCAAACCAGCAGCAGCAGCAGGCACAGAGUACUUGACCACCGGUGGGUCUACUCAGUCUGUGUGGCCUAAAGACAUGGAGGAGCUGAGCGAAUCGGCCCUUUCUAAAGCCACCAAGUUCUUCUUCCUCAAUGAGAUCGCCAGAGGAAUGUACAUUUGUUUGGAGAUGUUCUUCCGUGCCCCAUACACCAUCUACUAUCCUUUUGAGAAGGGCCCCAUUUCGCCCCGUUUCAGAGGUGAGCACGCCUUGAGAAGAUACCCCUCGGGCGAGGAGAGAUGCAUUGCUUGUAAGUUGUGUGAGGCGAUCUGCCCAGCCCAGGCCAUCACAAUCGAGGCGGAGGAGAGAGUCGAUGGCUCCAGAAGAACCUACAAGUACGACAUUGACAUGACCAAGUGUAUCUACUGCGGUUACUGUCAGGAGUCCUGUCCUGUGGACGCCAUUGUCGAGGGUCCUAACGUCGAGUACUCGACGGCGACCCGUGAAGAGUUGUUGUACAACAAGGAGAAGUUGUUGGCCAACGGUGACAAGUGGGAGCAAGAGUUGCAGUACUGUAUUGACGCCGACGCCCCCUACCGUUAA